GCUAGGCGCCAUCACGUGACCGGUGGCUAGGCGGGAACCCUCGCUAUUGUGACAGGUGGAGAGCUCAGUGUGGGCUGUGGAGGUGGCAGUGGUGGUAGACGUGUGUAACUAGUGGAGAUUAGGGAGUGUUACUGCAAGAUAUACUGGGUUCCGAGAGGAACAAGCGUGAUUGGAGAAGCUGUAUAUACAAGACCACAAUCAUUCCAAUCACUUCCCUCGCCCCUCUACGCCUCCACCACGCCCUCCCAGACACCUCCAGGCCGCCACGAGAUGUAUAAGGAGGUGGACGCGAUGUGGGCCAAGGUCUUGUCUCUCAACACACUUGCGCCACAGUACAGGGGGCAGAAUAACACGGAAGUAGAAGCACAAGUGGGAGGAGACGCUAGGCUGAGCUGCUACACGUAUCAUUUGUCUGACGAAAAGGUGGCGUGGCUGAAGAGGGACAAUGACCAGCUUCUGACGGUGGGGCAGGAGGUGUACGCAGCAGAGAGGAGAUUUUCAGUAGCGCACGCCGAUCACACCGAGGCAUGGGAACUCUGGGUAAAGGACGUGCAGGUGACAGACGCAGGUCAAUAUGAGUGUCAGCUGACCACUAAUCCUCCUGUGUCCUUCUUCUUCACCCUCACUGUCUCUCAGGCCAAGGCAGCAGUGACAGGAGCCUCAGAAGUCUUCAUAGAGGAGGAUUCCCAGCUUGCUAUACAGUGUUACGUCAAUGAAGCACCAGCACCACCUAUAUACAUCUUCUGGUUCCACAAUAACACCAUGGUAAACUACGCUAGACAACACCACAUACAGGUACACCACAAAAACUACACCAGUACUCUGCAGGUGGCCAGGGUGAAGAAGACAGACGCUGGUACCUACACGUGUCAACCACAUCUGGCCACCCCUGCCAACGUGACUGUGCAUGUUGUGACAGGCGAGCACCCAGCGGCAAUGCAACACGGAGGGACACACGAGGAAGGGGGUGUGCCUACAGCAAGCCACGCCCACACACGCCCGCACGCCCACCAGCUUCUCAUCCCACGCCUUCUCCUCGCCUUCUUAGUAAUUGUCAGGUAGUUAGAAAUUCUGUGUGUGUGUGUGUGUGUGUGUGUGCUGAUGAUGAUGAUUACUAUAGCAUUAUUAUAUUUACCUGAGCGUUUUACCUGUCUAGUUAUUGUCAAUGCCUUUAUUUACAUCACCUAUACAAUUACCUGGAAUUUGCCUACCUGUUCAUUAAAGAGUUACCUUGCAA
Portunus trituberculatus (swimming crab) is the source of this 1237-nucleotide messenger RNA. RefSeq names its product lachesin-like. The record is from RefSeq and is a predicted model, not a curated record. The transcript is spliced from 7 exons. Gene Ontology annotation, cellular component: neuron projection membrane. The coding region runs from base 271 to 1062 and encodes 263 amino acids. Gene Ontology annotation, biological process: synapse organization. Lineage: Eukaryota; Metazoa; Arthropoda; Malacostraca; Decapoda; Portunidae.